UGAAAAAGCAUAGUCAUUAAAAACAGAUUACAUUGUCAUUUAAGCUUAAGACUAAUUUAUAAAUUACGAAAGCCAUCUGUAAACUUCGCUUUAUGUUAGUUUAAGCUUCAGUCAAACAAUUUAUCUUACGAGGUCUGACCAUAUUGUAUAUUACUAGUAUAUAGGUAUUAUAUAUAACGAUAGCAAUGGCCAAACAUAUUUCAUCAAUUCAGAACCUAAACGUAUAUGCAAAACAUCUGAAGGCAACUUAGAUAAGAAGUUACCAUCAUAAUAACCAUCAUUCGCGAAGGUAGUUAGUAAUAAUAAAUAUUUUAAUAAAUUUUCGAAAACAUUAAUUUGUAGAAAAUCACUUCAACGAUUUCUCCUUCUACGCAAAGAAAAAGGAAAUGUAGACUGAAUAUCGCGAGGAUUCCGAGUUUUCUUGCAAGUUUUGUUCUUCUUUGUUUACUUCCUUCGAUCAUAUUUUAUUAAUUAUGGACCACGUGCAAUCUGAAGGUGAGGAAACGGUAGCCACAAAACCAUACCAUUACCAAAUGGUGAUGAUAUCGGGAGGAGCUAACAUCCUGAGCCAGAGUCAGCUGAGGGCAAAGGUGAGGCAUAUGUUGACGCAGAGUACAGACCCAGUAGAGAGGAUCAGACUGACUGCCCUGCUGAGGGGUCCAGGGGGCAUCAGAGACAUAGGCAGGAUAUUCAGGAACAUGGAUGACGACAACAGUGGACAGAUCAGUUUCUCCGAAUUCCAGCAAGGAGUGACAGCGAUAGGGUGUGUGCUGGAUCAUUGCGAAAUGCAGAAAGCCUACGACCAAAUCGAUUCAGACCACUCAGGCAGUAUCAGCUACGAAGAGUUCCUGGAGAAUCUGCGUGACAAAAUCAUGAACAGUAUACGGGAGCGAAUGGUGCAGGAGGCAUUUAAGAAGCUGGACAAAGACGGGUCAGGGUGUCUGACGAUCGAAGACCUGCGAGGAGUGUGUGACGUCAGUGGACAUCCCAAGAUACUCUCGGGCGAUUGGACAGAAGAGCAGGCACUGGAACAGUUCCUAUCUAACUUUGACACGCCUGACAACUUUGAUGCCACCAUAACCAAGGACGAGUUUUUCUCCUAUUAUGCUGGGGUGAGUGCCAGCAUCAACAAAGACGAGGACUUCCUGAUGAUGGUGAACGACACUUACCACUUGUUCACCACGAAACCAAACACCGGAAUAAGGAAAGUGAAGACCGCGCUGGGUCUGCAGAGAACGGCCAAAGAGAAGGUGAUGGACAAGUGUAAGAAAGCUUUGCAACAAUCAAUAAUCCAGGAGGCUGCCGAACACAAGAUGUCAGUGGCCCAGUACAAGAAAAUCACCUUGCAACAUGGUAACGCCAAAGGCUGAAUGAGUGCAACAAAAUCAGGAGAGGAAAGACGCGGAUAGCAAUAAUAACAAAAAACUCAUACAAAAACAUUUAUCUUUGAUAGGCUAUUUCAAACAGCUGUCAAUUUAACAUUU
Symsagittifera roscoffensis is the source of this 1484-nucleotide messenger RNA. RefSeq names its product calcyphosin-like protein. Gene Ontology annotation, molecular function: calcium ion binding. The record is from RefSeq and is a predicted model, not a curated record. The coding region runs from base 474 to 1370 and encodes 298 amino acids. Lineage: Eukaryota; Metazoa; Xenacoelomorpha; Acoela; Convolutidae. The transcript is spliced from 6 exons.